AUGUCAGCCUCGCACGCCAGCACCGGAUCCCCAAGGGGCCGCCUCCGCGACGUGGUACCCAAUGUCCACCUCGGAACGUGGGCCCCCGGCCCCAAGAACGGCAUCACAGACGUGCCCGGCGUGCUCGCCCACACCAUCACCAUCCGCGAAGCCAACGGGUCCGUCAACACGGGCGUGACGGCCGUCGUGCCGCGCGCCGACUGGUUCCACAAGGCGUGCCACGCGGGCGUCUUCCGCUUCAACGGCUCGGGCGAGAUGACGGGCACGCACUGGAUCGAGGAGACGGGCCUGCUGCACUCGCCCAUCCUCAUCACCAACAGCUUCGCCGUGGGGCCGUGCUACACGGGCGUCUACAAGUACGCCAUUGAGCGCUACGGGCAGGACGAGGAUACUGGCGUGGAUUGGUUCCUGUUGCCUGUCGUGGCGGAGACGUUUGACGGGCAUUUGAAUGACCUGCGGCGGUUUGCGGUCACGCCGGAGCAUGUCGUUGAGGCGUUGAGCAAGGCGUCGGAUGAGCCGCUGCCGGAGGGUAAUGUCGGCGGCGGGACGGGCAUGAUGUGCCAGGGGUUCAAGGGCGGGACGGGGACGAGCAGCCGCGUCGUGCCGGCCGAAGAAGACGCCGCCGACGGCACCAACGAUGGCGAGAAGGCGUACACGGUCGCCGCAGUCGUGCAGGCCAACUACGGACGGAUGCAGCACCUACGCAUCUCCGGCGUGCCCGUCGGCCGGAUCCUCGCCGCCGAAGCAACCCGCGACGCCGCCUCCGCCACCCAAAAAGCCGAGUACGACGCGGCCAAAGACACCAAAGACGGCUCCAUCAUCGUGAUCCUCGCGACCGACGCACCACUGCACCCCGUCCAGCUGCAGCGCCUGGCGAAGCGCGCGACAGUCGGGCUGGCGCGCGUGGGCGGCUACGGGCACAACCCCUCUGGUGACAUCUUCCUGGCGUUUUCGACGGGCAACGAGGUGCCGGUGCAGACGGUGACGGGGCAGCGGCGCAGCGUGGACCCGUUCAAGGCGCGGGCGCUGGACGCGCGGUUCGUCGACGACCAGAGUAUCAAUGGCUUGCUGGAGGCGGCGGCGGAUGCGACCGAGGAGGCGAUUUACAAUGCGCUGUGCGGAGCGGAGACGAUGACGGGGAAUAGGGGCAGGAGAGUGGAGGCGUUGCCGCUGGGGAGGGUCAGGGAGAUAAUGGGGCGGUAUCACGAUGUUGAGAGGGCGUGCCUGGCGGGGGAUGGGGAGUAG
Purpureocillium lilacinum is the source of this 1245-nucleotide messenger RNA. RefSeq lists its product as uncharacterized. NCBI's taxonomy places the organism in Eukaryota, Fungi, Ascomycota, Sordariomycetes, Hypocreales, Ophiocordycipitaceae. Gene Ontology annotation, molecular function: aminopeptidase activity. The record is from RefSeq and is a predicted model, not a curated record.